GGAAGGCGAUGUUGCUGGCCGGGGCUGCUAGAAGACUACUCGCAGUGUUCGAACUCGGACAUUCAAGACAGAGCUUCAACAGCUUGACCGCAAGCUCGUUGAACGCUCCGGCCCGUUCUCGACUGCACGCAUCAUCGCUUGCGGGCGUCAAUGAGAGCGGCUGGAAGCUUCGUUGGGGAAAUUUCCGAAUUGCACGACUUCUUUGGAUGAUGCAUUGUACGACCUCUACGACAGCUACAUUUGCAUGCUGAGGAGACAAGUCAAGAAUCCGGUUCCGGACUCAAUACGGCGAAAACCUCUGCUGCUUACGCGUUGACCUUCGCCUGGCCGUACAUGUAAUUUUCUGGAGUCAAGAUUGGACCCCGAAGUUCUUCCUGUCUCUCGACGACGUCUUAGGAGGAACGAGGAAACAGUCGACUGAGUUCCAAACAAUGGUGGGCUGCCUCAAUUUUAGUUUUGUCACGUAUUUCUACAGACGACAGCAAGCCUUUUACAGGUCAUGUGGUCUGGAAGCACGGUUAGUUGAGCUUGAAGAUGGGACCAUUAUGAGUUGCUGGAUUCCGAAGCGGAGCAAGGCAAGAGCUGUGACGCCGUCAGUGAAGCCUGCUUUAGUUCUACUGCAUGCGUUUGGAACAUCUGGGAUUUCGUGGAACUAUCAGGUUGGGCCGUUUUCGAAGCUCUUUGAUCUGUACAUUCCAGAUCUCGUCUUUUUUGGAGAUUCUACGUCCACGAAUUUAGCAAGAUCUGAACUUUUCCAGGCCGAAUGUGUCUACAAGAUUCUUCAGCAACUUGGUGUUCACAAAUUUAGCAUUAUAGGAACGAGCUAUGGAGGUUUCGUAGCGUACAGAGUGGCGCACUUGUACCCUGAUUCGGUUCACAGGCUCGUAAUUUCCAGCUCGGGUGUUUGUAUGGAUCCAUCUUCGGAUCAAACCUUGUGCGCUAAAUAUAAUGCAAAGAACAUCAAAGAGAUUCUUCUUCCUACUACUGUGGAAGGGCUGAAGAGAACAGCCAGACUAGGAUUCUACAAGGAGCCAAGGAUGUUCGUCCCCAAAUUCAUCUGGGAGGACUAUCUCGAGACUCAAAGUAUGAAAAACUACAAAGAAAAAACUGAGCUUGCUGACGGCUUGGUUCUUGGGAAGGCCGAUUCGCCACCUUUACCGACGGUACCCCAGGAAACGCUGAUCAUAUGGGGAGAAUUUGAUGAGGUCUUCAACCUCAAGCUGGCUUACCAACUCAAACAGCACAUUGGAGAAAAGGCACAAGUGGUCGUCAUCAAGAACGCAGCGCACGUACCACAAGUUGAGAAAGCUUCUGAGUACAACAAAAAGGUUCUGGCUUUCCUGUCGGAACGAGAAACCACUACCGAAAGCGAAAGCGAGACUCCCUCGGAACGCAAAACCCAGUAGUGGUUGUAUGCGAGGUUUGAUAAAUUUGAUUCUACGAUGAUAUGACACACCAGCUCACGAGGCCAGUCAUGGAGUGGAAAAUUCACAACACUGUGUUUUCCUCGACAGUGAUAUUGAAGCAGCCGGAUGUUGAAAGCGACGGCAACUGAUGAUCCAUAGAGGAAAUGAUGAAUUUCACCUACACAACUGCUAGUACCACGCGAUUGUGGCAGAAACAUACCAGAACCCCAGGUUUAGAUGCACAACAUUUGCGGGCGUCCUCGGGUUUGUAUAUACAUAGAAUUCUUUCCUAAUAGUUCUGAUGGGGAUAUGGGCAGAAGCUGGGUAAAGAUCUCUGUCAACCAAGCGGCUUCACACGAGCUCCCACAUCACCUUCAAAAUGAUUCAGAUCUGAAGUUAGAUGCGUGUAAGUUAGAGAUGUCAUCAAAGUCAGGGUGUCUUCACGCAAGUUUCUUGAUUACUCUGGGAAGCUUACUUUAGGAAUAGAUGUGUGGAGACGAAAUAUGUCAACAUAUAUCACGGCUUUCUCAACCUCUCUACUUGACCUGCAGUAUAAAAAAGGGCAAGUAAAAUAAAACAGAGAUUCAAA
Messenger RNA from Marchantia polymorpha subsp. ruderalis, 1995 nucleotides. The record is from the annotation of a GenBank genome assembly. NCBI's taxonomy places the organism in Eukaryota, Viridiplantae, Streptophyta, Marchantiopsida, Marchantiales, Marchantiaceae.